This is a messenger RNA of Carica papaya (papaya), 694 nucleotides long. The record is from RefSeq and is a predicted model, not a curated record. Lineage: Eukaryota; Viridiplantae; Streptophyta; Magnoliopsida; Brassicales; Caricaceae.
AUGUCGUUGGUUUCCAUGUUGAGGUUUGAGUGCAGAGCUUCUUCAAUGGCGGACGAGGAUGAUUACAGAACAUAUUUUUCACAGGAGUUAUUUGGCAGAGAAGAAAUGGUGCAUGUAGCUGGGUAUGGAGAGGACAAGCUUUCUUCCGUUCUGGUCAUUGGCUCCAUCGUUUGCAAGACUUGUUUGCAUGGUGAAGAAGAUGAUCAUCGCCUUCGUCUCUCGCCAAUUCCAGUCUUCAUUAAAAUUUUUAUUUAUUUGCUUAUGAUACUGAAAGUUCAUUGUAUAUCCAGCAAAGCCAAUAUGGGAUCUGAGAUCAUUUCAAUACUUGCAGAUGCCGUGGUGACUCUGAAAUGCAGGAUGAGAGGACAAAGCAAACCAGUUUGGGCAGAAGCAGUGACUGACAAAUAUGGAGAUUUCUCCAUUGAUCUCCCUUCACAGCUCCAUGCAACUCACAACCUGGACAAAACAUGUUUGGUGAAAGUUCUUCGGAUACCGAAUAACUCCCGGUGCCAGCCAGCUUAUGUCAAGAAGCAGAAAGGCCUAAAAUUCUUGUCAGUCGACAAUGGUGUCCGUACUUAUUCUACUGGAAGGAUCAUCUUCGAACAUUUCACCUCCAAGUCUUCACAAUGAUGCAUCGGGAUUGCCAGAGGCAGAAAACAGAUAGCAUGAAUCGGAUAGGCUUCAUGAUGACUCA